AUGAGUCAGGCCCUCCAAAAGUAUGAAAAGUUGGAGAAAAUAGGAGAAGGGACUUACGGAAAGGUUUACAAGGCGAGAAAUCGGGAGACCCAUGAGGUCGUCGCAUUAAAACGAGUACGUCUGGAAGAUGACGACGAAGGUAUCCCCAGCUCGGCCUUCAGAGAGAUAUGUCUCUUGAAGGAACUCAAGCAUAGGAACAUUGUAAGGUUGUAUGACGUACUGAUAAGUGAGUCCAGACUUACAAUAGUAUUUGAGCAUUGUGAUCAAGAUCUCAAAAAGUAUUUUGAUGCCUGCAAUGGUGAGAUCGAUCCGGCUACGGUUAAACUAUUUAUGUACCAACUACUCCGUGGACUCCAAUUCUGCCACGCCAAUCAUGUACUCCACCGUGACCUGAAACCGCAGAACCUGCUCAUCAACUCGAACGGAGAGUUGAAGUUGGCUGAUUUUGGUUUGGCAAGGGCAUACGGGAUUCCAGUUCGGCAAUACUCCGCAGAAGUGGUAACGCUGUGGUAUCGACCACCUGACGUGCUCUUUGGUGCCAAAAUUUACACCACCUCCAUUGAUAUGUGGUCAGCGGGCUGCAUCUUUGCCGAGCUUUCCAACGCUGGCAGGCCAAUGUUCCCCGGCUUCGAUGUAGAUGACCAACUCCGUCGGAUUUUUAAAUUGCUUGGUACUCCGACUGAGUCAACCUGGCCAGGUGUAACCGAACUUCCAGAGUACAAGACAUUUACCAUCUACCCAAAAAAUACCCAUUGGCAACAGGUAGUUCCUAAUCUCUCAGCUCGUGGCCGUGAUCUGCUACAGCAAUUGCUUGUGUGCAAUCCUUCAGAACGGGCCAGCGCAGAUCAGGCUCUGGACCAUCCUUACUUCGACACCGUAGCCCACUAG
Messenger RNA from Echinococcus granulosus, 888 nucleotides. Its product is annotated as Cell division protein kinase 5. The record is from RefSeq and is a predicted model, not a curated record. Gene Ontology annotation, biological process: protein phosphorylation. The transcript is spliced from 8 exons. The coding region runs from base 1 to 888 and encodes 295 amino acids. Gene Ontology annotation, molecular function: cyclin-dependent protein serine/threonine kinase activity; ATP binding. Lineage: Eukaryota; Metazoa; Platyhelminthes; Cestoda; Cyclophyllidea; Taeniidae. Gene Ontology annotation, cellular component: cytoplasm; nucleus.